AUGUCUUCGCUACGUCCGGUGUCUCCAGAGCCGAUCUCCGGGGACGAAAUCCCGAUAGGGAUUCCUGCUACCCCAUCAUCCAACAGACUCAGUCUCAAGGUCGUGCGAACUUUAGCCGUCCUCCAAAAAUACUCUACCAUUCCAAUGGGCCUCUUUACAGCGAUCCAUUUAUCAGGCGUCGUUCUCGCUCCACCUAUUGCUGGAAUUGAUAUUGCCGAGCAGGUGAUAUCCAUGGGCCGUGAACUAUAUCAAGCGGGUUCUUCAGAGACUCUUCUGCUUGCGUCAGCUUGCGUUCAUGUCUUGAGUGGCAUAGCUCUGCAAUUUGCCAAAAAAUGGGACAACUAUGUCAAGUACGGGGGAUUGCGAAAGAAAACCUCACCGGCAAUAUCGUCCGCGAAAGAAGCAGAGAUCGAUAAGAGCAGCGGGCUCGGAGGCCUCACAUAUUUAUUGGGUCUCGGGCCUAGACCUUCGUUGAGCUUCAGAAUGCUCGGACUGACACCUCUGCGGUUUUCUGGCUAUAUAUUACUUCCAUUGCUCACGUUGCACGUUUUGCACCAACGAAUUGGGCCCCUGGCAGUGGAGGGAGACUCGUCCAUGGUGGACUUGUCCUACAUCGCUUGGGCUGUCGCACAAAGCCCAUUUAUCAGAGCUACUGGCCUUAUAGCUUUGGUGGGAGUAACAUCCUACCAUAUUCUCGCUGGAGCACUGCAUUAUCUGCGGUGGUUUAGCCGAAGAGCUCGCAAGAAUGCGUACAGCAUCAUAUUUUUCAACACGACCCUGGCGGCCCUCAGUGUGCUAAGCAUUUCCAAGAUCGAUCCACCUUCGGGCUCCACUACCCGGAAAUUCGCUGCUUAUGUGAGCCAUUUUGGCAUCUAA
Ogataea angusta is the source of this 876-nucleotide messenger RNA. RefSeq lists its product as uncharacterized. Gene Ontology annotation, biological process: mitochondrion organization; lipid homeostasis. The coding region runs from base 1 to 876 and encodes 291 amino acids. The transcript has a single exon. Gene Ontology annotation, cellular component: mitochondrial outer membrane. NCBI's taxonomy places the organism in Eukaryota, Fungi, Ascomycota, Pichiomycetes, Pichiales, Pichiaceae. The record is from RefSeq and is a predicted model, not a curated record.